Motacilla alba alba is the source of this 4555-nucleotide messenger RNA. RefSeq names its product treacle ribosome biogenesis factor 1 (gene TCOF1). The transcript is spliced from 17 exons. Gene Ontology annotation, molecular function: protein binding. NCBI's taxonomy places the organism in Eukaryota, Metazoa, Chordata, Aves, Passeriformes, Motacillidae. Bases 25 to 3135 code for a protein of 1036 amino acids. The record is from RefSeq and is a predicted model, not a curated record.
CCGGCGCGGCACGCGGGCCGCGCCAUGGCCGCCGACGGCGGCGGCGGGCGGGAGCUGCUCGCCCUCAUCCACCAGCACCUGCUCCGCGGCGGCUUCGCGCGGGCCGCCCGGGAGCUGCAGGCGCAGAGCGGGCAGAAAUUGCUCCCUUCCCUCUCGACCUCUCUCGAGGACAUCUUUACCCACUGGGAAAAAACUCCACCAAAUUGCAAGAGAAGAAAUGUGAGUGAUGAGGAGGCAGCAAUCCCAGAAAAGAUCAGAGUUCCUGAUCCCGUGAGCAGCUCUGAGAGCUCAGAGAAGGAAGAGGAUGAGAAAGAGAAGGCAAAAGCUUCAAAUGCAGCCAGCCUUUCUCUGGCCACGAACUCGGUAGUGAAUAUAGAAAGCAGUGAGGAAGAUGAGUCCUCGUCAGAAGAGGAGGAUCUGGCUGGGAAAGGUGCAGUGACGGUGACAGCAGCUGUGGUGGGUGGCAAAGCUUCCAACUCCCUGCAUUCUCCUCCCAAGCCCACUGCCCCAGCGGGCAGAGCAGAGGGGCUCUCUGCUGCUGACAGAACUGUGCUUUCUAACAAGCAGCAGCCCAAUGCUCUGGCUGCAGCUCCAGCCCCAGGCAAGGACCAGAAACUGCCUGGUCCUGGGAAGCCUGGACAUGCCACAGCAGCUGUGGUCAAAGCAGGACAAAGCAAAGCACCAGUAACGACCAAAGCUCCAGAAAGUUCCAGCAGCAGCAGCAGCUCCUCGUCCGAGAGCGAGGAGGAAGAGGAGACGCCAGCUGUGAAGGCCCCAGCUCCCAGAGCAGAGCCGGCAGCUGGGGCUGAGAGCAGCAGUGAGGAAUCAAGUGAGGACACAUCCUCUGAGGAAGAGCUGGUGAUUCCACCCAUCCAGGCCAAGCCAGCUGUGAAAACAGUGCGGGCUAGUGCAGCACCUGUGAAAAGUGUAGCUGCUGCUCCAGGGUCCCUGAAGAAGAAUGCAGUGAAGCAAACAGGACAGGCAGCAAGCCAGGCCAAAUCUGCAUCCCCAGCAGCUCCUGGGGCUGCACAGCCCAGUGACACAUCAGAGAGCAGCAGCUCCUCAGACAGUGAAGAUGAAGAACGUCCAUUGGUAACCCAGACAAAGUCACCUUCAAAAUCCUCGCAGGCCGUCCCAUCCCCAGUGAAACCUACACCAGCAGCAUCACUCUCUGUCAAAGCAGCUCCAGCAAAAACACUUCCACUGUCCCAAGGGAAAGCAGCACCAAAACCAGCAGUGCCGAAGCAGGGUAAAACCUCACUGGGAAGGACUGCUGCUCCCACAAAGCCUGCUGAAAGUAUAAAGCCAGUGGAGAGCUCUGCCUCGUCAGCCAGUGAAGAGGAGGACCUCCCUGUGCCCAUCAGCCAGAAGAGGUUAUCAGACCAGCCCAGGCCUAUUCCCAACCUGAGCCAGGCUGCUAAAGCUGGGCAGCCUGAAAAAGCAGUGGUCAGCACCUUGAAAAGCCAGGUUUCAGAAAGUGGGAGCAGUGACUCCUCUGACAGUGAAGAGGAGUCUCCUGCAGCACAGACACAGCCUCCACCAGCUGUGAAAACCAAUUCUGUGCCCCAACCAACAAACGUGAAAAAGGCACCAACUUUGGCCCCGGCCACAGCCCCUCCAGCUGUGCACAGCAGUGAUGAUUCCAGUGAGGAGUCAGAUUCAGAGGAUGAAAUAGUCCCCCCUUCCCAGAGUCUGUCCCAGCAGAACGUCAAAGUAACUGCAGUUCCGAGCAUGGUGGCUGCAAAGGCAAAUGCCAGCCUGCCUUCAGGGAAGAGGACAAAAACUCCUGCUGUCCCUGCAGUGAGCAGAGUGUCUGAGAGCUCGAGCACUGAUGCCUCAGAGCACAACACGCUGGCAGGAAAGGUCCCUGCUGCUUCCAGCCAAAAGCAAACGGUUCCUGUGGGGAAAGCUCCUCCUGCCAACAGUGCCACCCCAGGAAGUUCCACUGCCAAGGCAAGGAAACCAGUCCUGCAGCCAGGACAGGACACCCACCCGAGCCUGGCCGUGCCACCCGCUCAUGCAGAGGACACCUCAGACAGCAGCAGUUCCUCCGACAGUGACGAGGAGGAGGCACCCAAGGAGCCUUCCAAACCUGCAGGCUCCCUACGGAAACCAGGAGGGCCCCAGCCAGCCCACAGCUCCUCCUCAGAGUCCAGUGAGGAGGAGGAGGAUGCAGCAUCACAGUCCCUCCUCGCAGGCUACCCAGUCCUCUCCAGGACCCCAGUAACACCCCAGGCACCAAAGACGGUUCCCCCCCAGCCUGGAGGUGAGGUGGGGCUAGGGAAGGCAGCUGUGAGUGCUGCAGACUCCUUCGCCAAGGGCUCCCUGAAAGCAGCCGUGGCCAACAGCUCAAGCAGUGACAGCAGUGACUCUGACACAGAUGACAACCAGGUGGCUGCAAACCACAAAGCAGAAAACAACCCCUCUUCAGGACAGGAAGCUACAGAAGCCUCCAACAAAGAGAAGGUAGCAGGAAAAACAGAGCCUGGUCAUGCCAGCCUCAAAGCUUCCUCACUGAAGAAAACCCUGGCAAUGAAAGAGAACAAUGUUGGGGCAACAGGGGUGCAAGUGACACCAGCAUCAUCACAUGCCCUGCUCUCCGUCCCACAGUCACAGCAGCCAAGCUCAGGGAGUGAAACUGAGGUCACCACUGCUGCCAAAGUCCCUGCAGUGCAGACAGUAGAGGGCUUGGAAGUGAAGAAGAAGAAGAAAAAGGAGAAAAAAGAAAAGGAGAAAAAGGAGAAAAAAGAAAAGGAGAAAAAGAAACCAUCCUCCACAGCAGACAAGGCUGUGAAAACAUCCAAGAGCAAAGACAAAGAGAACAAGAAGCAGAAAACGUCUCAGAAGCGGAAGCUGACGGGAGAGGAUGGGGCUGUGGGGCAGUCCAAGGAGAAGAAACGGAAAGGGCAAGCUAAUGAAGAAGUGCCCAAAAAGAAAAAGAAGAAAGUGGAUGGUGACCUCGAGAAGGUGGCAGGCAGCAAGGAAAAGAAAAAAGCAGCUAAAAAAAAGAAGACUGGAAAAGAAAAGAAGAGCAAAAAAGCAUCUUUGGAAGGGGCGCCUGUAGCAGAUGGCUCUGCUGAGGUUCACAAGAAGAAGAAGAAGAAGAAGAAAGGAGCUGAGCCUGAAGGAUUGUGAGAAGGUACAUGGCCUGUGGGGACGGGCCAUUGGUACCCUGAGCGGCGUAACCUUGGCCACAUUCAGAACUCCUGGGCCAGUUUUGGGAAGACAGUGUGCCCUCUGAGAGCUCCCUGAGCCAGCCUGGCCUUGGAUCAGAGGGCCAGGGAGUGGAGCAGUGUGAGGAAUGUCGUGCAGCCACGUGCUGGCUUCUCUGGAUGUGUCUGACCUCAACUCUUUAGCUGCUGAGAUGUCCAGCCUGGGCGUUGCUGACCUCUGUCACCAGCAGAGAUGAGUGGCCUCUGGCAGUGUCUGUCUGUCCCUGCUGACCCCAGGGAGCUUGGAAAAGUGAUGGGGAUUAGAUGGUGAUGUUGUAGCCACCUGCAAGUGGACCAGAUGCCUUUGCCCAUGCUCUGCUCAGCUGUAAGGCUGCUCUCCUCCUCCCCAUCCCUAACUUUUAAUUCCUCUCCCCAAAGGUACCGCAUUCCUGUGAUUAAAGAUUUAUGGGUGAAGAUCAAACAGAAGAGAGGAAAAGGAAGCUCACGUGGAGAAUUCCAACAUUUUUUUAAAUAAUAAUUUAUAAUUUCUUUUAACUGUGACUUUUAGAACAGAGUUGUGUAACUUUCUGCCUCCUCCUGCCCUGCUGAGGCCCAGAGAUGUGUUUAUAGUCCCUCCAAAUGGAAUGGAAGUGGAGGAGGCAGUUUGACCAGAGCAGAGCAUAAACUGCUUUUCCCCUUGUUGACACCCAGCCAUCCCUUUCUCUUACCACAGAGCUAUAUUUUUGAGAAAAACUUUUUACCUUUUUUCCCCUCCUCCUGUGACUUGUGGUGUCAGUCCUUUUGCUACUACAAAGAAAGCUCUCGGGUUUCCUUUUUAUUCUAACACUGACAGCGGUGAUUAUCAUGUCCCUGGAGUUGCACUGAACAGUUGUGUCCAGCAGCUGUUCUCAGCCAAGGCAGAGUCAGUUUUUGUGUUGUUUUUUUUUAUGAAAUACAAAAUAAAAAACAACAAACAGAUUUUUCUUCAGCUGCUUUCACGGGAGGCCAAGGCUGGCUGGCUCUCCAGGAGGAUGUUAUGGGUGGGAGAGCAGAGCCCAGGGUCUGCCUGUCUGGGGCAGGGGGACCCCAGGGUCCCAAUGAAAUCAAACAAGGGAUGGGCCAGGAAUGGAGCAAGGAACACAGCCAGUCCUGGGUGGAGAUACAGCUGUCCAAGUGCCUGCAGAGAUUUUUUUUUUAAUCUCUUUUUUGUUAAGUUUCAUUUCUUUAUAACCUCAGACAGCUGCAAAAAGCACACAAAGAAGCUGGAGUUGCUUACAAGGUUUGGUUAUUCAAAAGUUUAUUUGAGAUUAUUAGCUUGUGAGAUCAUUUGUAAAGGAACAAUCAGAUAUAUUCAGGAAAACUAGAAGCCCCUCUGCCUAUGGUUACCCACUGCUGAGGCUGUA